Erigeron canadensis is the source of this 1299-nucleotide messenger RNA. RefSeq names its product traB domain-containing protein. The record is from RefSeq and is a predicted model, not a curated record. The coding region runs from base 64 to 1182 and encodes 372 amino acids. The transcript is spliced from 7 exons. Lineage: Eukaryota; Viridiplantae; Streptophyta; Magnoliopsida; Asterales; Asteraceae.
ACCACAAAAGAUUUACACCAUUAAAACACCCCCAAUCCAAUCUCCAUAACCGAAACCAAAAAUAUGGAGCUUCUGAGACCACCAUUUCCAUCUUUCACACAAAACCCAACCAAUCUCAAAACCACCAAACAGACUUUCCGGACUAAAGUUUCAAUCAAACCCCCACCACCUGAAUUCAACUUCAAGUCGGAAAUCCUAUCUGGGUCUCGAGCCAUAAUAGCUGAAAUGCACCCAGAACUACUAGACUUAGCAGAUGAAGGCAACUUAGUUCUGAUUAGAAAGGACCAGUUUGGUCCUGUUCCAGCUUGGCGAGCUGAGUUUGUUGAGCCUGAGGUUAUUUGGUUACUGGGUACCAACCAUGUGUCCGAAAAAUCGGCUUUUGAUGUUGAAAGAGUUGUGCAGGUUGUCAAACCUGAUAAUGUUGUUGUUGAGCUCUGCAGAAGCAGAGCAGGAAUCAUGUACACGACUGAUACUGAGGUAGAACCAAGGCUAAAGUCCAACCCUUUUUCUUUAUCUGGGUCCGAGUUUUUUGGAACUGUUGGUCGCAGCAUUAAUCUAGGUGGUCAAACAGCUCUAGCAUUACGUAUAUUGUUAGCAACAUUUUCCUCUAGGAUUUCUUCAAACAUCAAUCGCCCUUUUGGGGAUGAGUUUCGUGCUGCAAGGAAAGCAUCUGAGGAGAUUAGCGCUCAGGUGGUACUAGGAGAUCGGCCUAUAGAAAUAACGCUUCAAAGGGCAUGGGAUUCGCUAAAGUGGAAUGAGAAACUAAGCCUCGUUACCGCGGUUCUCCGUGGGAUAACAGCAUCAUCAGAUCAGUCCAAGAAAGAACUUAAGGAAUCAACUACAGAUGACACUGAUUUUCAACUGUAUGAGCAAUUGAGUUUCUCAUAUCCUUCAUUGCUACAACCUUUGAUCCAUGAACGUGACACUUACAUUGCUUGGUCUUUGAAACGAAGUAAAGCCGUAAGAAAUAGUAAGAGAGUAGUUGGGAUUAUUGGACGAGGGCAUAUGAAUGGUGUGAUCUAUGCAUUGGUCUCUGAUCUUGGAGACUUGAGGUUUCGGGACCUUGUGGGUGAGAGGCCUGCAACAGACGGAUCAUGGAUAGAUGCCAUUGUCAAAAGCUUGGUGAGAGACACCAUAAUUGGCAUUGUGAUAUGGGCUUUGUAUGAACAGAUAAAGAAUUGAUGCAUACAAAACGCUUGACCAAAAUAUAUUGAUCAAGGGUUUGAACCAAAAAUGGGUGAAACCAUGUAAACAUUUUGCACAUAUCGAAAUGAAUUGGGUUGAGUUAUUCACUUCGUA